This is a messenger RNA of Camelus dromedarius (Arabian camel), 7970 nucleotides long. It is a transcript of the gene PHF21A, whose product is annotated as PHD finger protein 21A. The transcript is spliced from 19 exons. Lineage: Eukaryota; Metazoa; Chordata; Mammalia; Artiodactyla; Camelidae. Gene Ontology annotation, biological process: negative regulation of transcription by RNA polymerase II. The record is from RefSeq and is a predicted model, not a curated record. Gene Ontology annotation, molecular function: chromatin binding. Gene Ontology annotation, cellular component: histone deacetylase complex. Bases 1286 to 3334 code for a protein of 682 amino acids.
AUUGGGCACCAGGGGAAGAAUGUCUCCUUUCAACUUUGUCUGGUUUGCACCCCCGCAGAAGGCCACACGCCGGUUGUGGGGUGCAGAUGUGCAGAGAGUGAUUUCUAAGUAGUUGAGUUGUUGAGAUGAGGGUACGACUGCUAAUGGUAGGCAGGUUUUGUUUUCAUUGGUGAAUCUGGUGUCAUCAUAUUCCGGUCAUAUGUUGAAAUAUUCUUUGUUUAGGUCUUGAAGUAGAGGAUCUUACUCUGCACGUCCACAUUGUGUUGUUUUAAAUGAUGUCUGCAAGUAUGGCUUUCUAGAAUUUCAAAUGUGAGUUAAGGUCCGGGCGUGUGUGGGCCUUAGCACUGGCCUUGACAGUGAACUUUGUGGCUGUGUUUUGGAUUUCAAAGAUUUGCCCCAUAGCUGGGAUGCGAGCUGUGCAUUUUUGUUAAUAGUAGGUGUCAGGAAUGUAGAUGCUUAAGCUGGGGACGUUAGAGAAGGAAGAACAUUUAUGUAUUAAUAAUUGAUAGCUGAAUAUUAGAAUCAGAUUAAUUUGGGCUGAUGAAAGUUUUUUUUUUUAAAGCAGUUAUGCACUCUAGGAAGGAAGCCUUUUCAUAGGCACACUUUAUAGGGGUUCUUUAGGGCGCAGAGCUUGAAAAUCUCCUUUUAGAGAGGAUACUCAUCAACAUCUGUAGCUUCGUUGAGGGCCUGGUAAGGGGUCUGAAACUGGGGCUAAGAUAUCUAAGUAUACUUUUCAGUGUUUCUGUUGUUUGUUUACAUCUGGUGUUCAUUCACGUUUGGGCAGUAGAAAUAAAUAGGUCAGCCUUACUUUUGGUUUUUGAAGACUAGCCCCCCCCCCUUUUUUAAGUUUCACAAUUUACUUGGUUUCACAGCAUUGUAGGAAACUGUUACUACAUUUUUACUGGAAAUACUGUUAUUCAUUUUGAUUUUGGUUUGAAGAGUCUGUCCUUUUUCUCAUUCAAUCAUCUGGAAGGAGCUGCCUCAGAAAUACUCUUCUUCUGCUUACAUGAAGAACUCUAAAUGUUACCCAGCAGGAGGUGCUACAGCAAGAAAGGCAAUUUCUGAAAUUUGAGGGUCUUGCUACUUAUUACAGCUCUACUUAGCUUCAACUAAGCAACAGGAUUAACACUUUAAAGUUCCAGAAAGAUUUUUGAGGAGCAAGAGAACUGAAGGAGAGCCAAUUUCCCCAGAACUGCUGCAGUGAGAAGAGGAGUUUGUUAUUUUAAACAGAGGCUGAAGAAACUAUAGAAUUAACAGACAUAAGAAAAAGUGGAGAAGGUAGAGGAUGGAGUUGCAGACUCUACAGGAGGCUCUUAAAGUGGAAAUUCAGGUUCACCAGAAACUGGUUGCUCAGAUGAAGCAGGAUCCACAGAAUGCUGAUUUAAAGAAACAGCUUCAUGAACUUCAAGCCAAAAUCACAGCUUUGAGUGAGAAACAGAAAAGAGUAGUUGAACAGCUACGGAAGAACCUGAUAGUAAAGCAAGAACAACCAGACAAGUUCCAAAUACAGCCAUUGCCACAAUCUGAAAACAAACUACAAACAGCACAGCAGCAACCACUACAGCAGCUACAGCAGCAGCAGCAGUACCACCACCACCACGCCCAGUCAGCUGCAUCCUCUCCCAACCUGACUGCUUCACAGAAGACUGUAACUACAGCUUCUAUGAUUACCACAAAGACACUACCUCUCGUCUUGAAAGCAGCAACUGCGACCAUGCCUGCCUCUGUUGUGGGCCAGAGACCUACCAUUGCUAUGGUGACCGCCAUCAACAGUCAGAAGGCUGUGCUCAGCACUGAUGUGCAGAACACACCAGUCAACCUCCAGACGUCUAGUAAGGUCACUGGGCCUGGGGCAGAGGCUGUCCAAAUUGUGGCAAAAAACACAGUCACUCUGCAGGUUCAGGCAACACCUCCUCAGCCCAUCAAAGUACCACAGUUUAUCCCCCCUCCUAGACUCACUCCACGUCCGAACUUUCUUCCACAGGUUCGACCCAAGCCUGUGGCCCAGAAUAACAUUCCUAUUGCCCCAGCACCUCCUCCCAUGCUUGCAGCUCCUCAGCUUAUCCAGAGGCCCGUCAUGCUGACCAAGUUCACCCCCACAACCCUCCCUACCUCCCAGAAUUCCAUCCACCCCGUCCGUGUCGUCAAUGGGCAGACUGCAACCAUAGCCAAAACGUUCCCCAUGGCCCAGCUCACCAGCAUUGUGAUAGCUACUCCAGGGACCAGACUCGCUGGACCUCAAACUGUACAGCUUAGCAAGCCAAGCCUUGAAAAACAGACAAUUAAAUCCCACACAGAAACAGAUGAGAAACAAACAGAGAGCCGCACUGUCACUCCACCGGCUGCACCCAAACCAAAACGGGAGGAGAACCCUCAGAAACUUGCCUUCAUGGUGUCUCUAGGGUUGGUAACACAUGACCAUCUAGAAGAAAUCCAAAGCAAGAGGCAAGAGCGAAAAAGAAGAACAACAGCAAACCCAGUGUACAGCGGUGCGGUCUUUGAGCCAGAGCGUAAGAAGAGUGCAGUCACCUACCUGAACAGUACAAUGCAUCCUGGGACCCGGAAGAGAGGUCGUCCUCCAAAAUACAAUGCAGUGCUGGGGUUUGGAGCCCUUACCCCAACAUCCCCCCCAUCCAGUCAUCCUGACUCCCCUGAAAAUGAAAAGACAGAGACCACAUUCACUUUCCCUGCAUCUGUUCAGCCUGUGUCCCUGCCCAGCCCCACCUCCACAGACGGUGAUAUCCAUGAGGAUUUUUGCAGCGUUUGCAGAAAAAGUGGCCAGUUGCUGAUGUGUGACACAUGUUCCCGUGUGUAUCAUCUGGACUGCUUAGACCCUCCUCUGAAAACGAUUCCCAAGGGCAUGUGGAUCUGUCCCAGAUGUCAGGACCAGAUGCUGAAGAAGGAAGAAGCAAUUCCAUGGCCCGGAACUUUAGCAAUUGUUCAUUCCUAUAUUGCCUACAAAGCAGCAAAAGAAGAAGAGAAACAGAAAUUACUUAAGUGGAGUUCAGAUUUAAAACAAGAACGAGAACAACUAGAGCAGAAGGUGAAACAGCUCAGCAAUUCUAUAAGUAAAUGCAUGGAAAUGAAGAACACCAUCCUGGCCCGGCAGAAGGAGAUGCACAGCUCCCUGGAAAAGGUAAAACAGCUGAUCCGCCUCAUCCACGGCAUCGACCUCUCCAAACCUGUAGACUCUGAGGCCACUGUGGGGGCCGUCUCCAAUGGCCCGGACUGCACCCCCCCUGCCAACGCUGCCACCUCCACGCCAGCCCCCUCCCCCUCCUCCUCCUCCCAGAGCUGCACAGCGAACUGUAACCAGGGGGAAGAGACUAAAUAACAGAGCCCCGCUAGGAGAAGCCACGGGAUCCCGGCGGCAAGGAGAGCAAAACACUGAAGACUCUAGAAAAGCAAAGCCGGAUUUCUUCUGGAAAGUACAGAAUUCUUUUGGUUCUUUGGUUCCAGAGAGAGAGAAGAUGCUUGUGCCAGGUGGCACCAGAGUUUGCCAAUUGAUCCUUCUUAUUCUGUGUGUACAUGCAAAGAUUGGACCAUGUUACAUGAAAUAGUGCCAGCUGGAGGUUCUUUGCCAGCACCAUGCCAAGUGAAAUAAUAUAUUUACUCUCUCUAUUAUACACCAGUGUGUGCCUGCAGCAGCCUCCACAGCCACGAUGGGUUUGUUUUUGUUUUGUUGGGUGGGGAGCAGGGACGGGCGGAGGGAGGAAAGCAGGUUUCAGAUCCUUAUUUGCCGAGCCGUUUGUUUAGGUAGAGAAGACAAGUCCAAAGAGUGUGUGGGCUUUCCUGUUUCUAAACUUUCACUACUAUAAAACCAAAAAGAGGAAAUCGAGAUUUAACCAACCCAGUGCCCAGAGGAGGGAUGGGGAGGGAGUGGGAGGGAGCCGGGGUGGGAAAAGUAUAUCGAAUAAGCAGUAUUUCAUAUUGUCUGGGGCGGGCAUGGUGCACGGAGAGAUGGACACCAAGAACAGCCACUGGCUGAUUCUCUGGAGUGCUCCGCUCCCCCGCCAUGGACGCCCCCACCCUCCCCAAGUUCCUUCCCUGCUGUGGCACGUGGGCGCCAUCCCCAUGGACGAUCCGGUUACCUUCCCUCUCCAAGAACAAGCAGAAUCAGGCCUCAGGUGGCCCUUGCCCGGGGCAGGGAAGAAGGGUGUGUGUGUCAAGGAAGGAAAAAAGGUGGAUCAGUGAUUUUACUUGAAAACAAGCUCCAUCCCUUUUCUAUAUUUAUAAGAAGAGAAGAUCCUGAGUGAAGCAGCACGCGACCCAGGUGUGUGUGUAUUGAAUGGAGACGUUUCUUUUCUUUCUUUUUUGUUUUUGUUUUUGUUUUUUUUUUGUUUUUUUUUUGUUCUUUUUUCCUUUAAAAGAAGUUUUAUUUUGUUGUUUAUUUUACUUUUUUGGUAACAAAAACUAAAAUAAGGAAUAGAAAAGCUGUUUUUCAGGCUGACAGUCCAAUUAAGGGUAGUCGAGACCUUGCAUGGUAGAAUAGGAAUCAUAGUGUCAGUGAGGUCAGUGAGUCUGUGUGAGUCCUUGUGUCAUCGUUCGGGGCACUGUUUUUUUAUGCAAGGGCAAAAAUCUUUGUAUCUGGGGAAAAAAAAACAACUUUUUUUUAAAUUGAAAAGGAAAAUAAAAGAUAUUGAGGUCUUCCUAGUGUUACUUAAAUUAAGAUCAAGGUAAGAAACAUUGUAAAAAAAAAUUACGAAAGUGCUAUUUGUUUCCUAAAAACAGUGAUUUCUAUUAAAAAGGUGUCAGAACUGGAGAAAAUGCUGUGUAGUUAUAAUUUUUUAGCACAGAACCUGCUGAUCAUGAUGACAUCUUGCUGUGUUUGUGUCUCAGGACUGGUGGGCUAGUCUCCGUGAUUUCUGUCCUCCGGAUGGCUGCAGCCCUGAAGGGCAGGGGCAGAGCCCUCCCACCAGCCUCCCCUCCUCAGAAAAGACUGUCCUCUCUUCUUGGUGCAGGGAUCCGGGCUCCUGUUUCUGAAGCCCAAAUGGAGUGUGGAUGGUAUCAAGGCCCCACCUGUUGUCUCCUCAGAUUUUGCUAGAGCAGAAGGCUGGUGCCUAAACAAGAUCCCUUCCUUUGGUGCUGCUCUUGGUCUUUCAGCCACCAGCAUUUUGAGUGCCUGGGGGACAACUUUGAAGGAAAUGAAGAGUGAAGCUCUUUGGUGCCCAUGUACCCUGGCCUUGGCGGAAGGGUACAGGGGGCAGGCUGGCUGCAUCAGCCCUUGGUGCUCAGAAGGAACAAAGGAGUGAGAUGUCUUGAGGGUACAUGGUGUUUCUGAGACAGAGAGCCCCAGGGUGGCCUUUGUGUCUUCUUGCCUUUGAAGAGAGUCUUGAAUCUCCAGCCGCUUUCUCUGCCUGCUGGCUCCAGGCUCUACUUUGCCCACCCACAAGCUUCCUAGAUGACCUUUGGCUAGAAUUGCUGUGUUUGCCUUGGCUUGGCCUGUCUCCUAGAGAAAACCAGGGUUCUGAAAGGCUCCGACCAUUUCCAUCAUCUUGCCUUGUGGGAAGUAAAUUUUGUCAGGUGUGGGCUCCUGCUGGAGACCUCUGCCCAGUGUGUGCUUCUGGCUACAGGAGGGAGGCAGUGGCUCUGCACCGCAUCGCUCCCGGAGCCUCUCUCCCCAGCCCACCCCAUGCCCCGUAACAGCCAGAGCUGAGGAAGGGCAGAAAUGGUCCCAUUAGUUUCCCCCUCACCUAAUUAGGCCCAGAGAUGGAUCCCGACAGCAGCUGCAGCAGAGAGACACUUCUUAAGUAAAACAUGUCUCAUCUCCACCAACCAUUUCUGUCCACUUGCCCUGGAUGUUGGAAGACGGGAUUGAGAGGGGCUGCACAGGCCUGAGCCAGGACCUGGCUGCAGGGUUUCCUGAGAGGGAAAGAAAGGAGCUCCCUAUUCUCAUGCAAAAACCAAGGUGCUAAGUCUAGUUAGGGAGCUUUGGGAGAUGCCCGGACUAGUUGGAGGAAUAGUUGGCCGAGGUUCGGGCGCUCAGAGGAAGGCUGCACGUCCUGUCUUAGAGCUCUCUCAUUUGACUUGUCUGGGCCAGGAGGCUGGGGCUGCCAGGUAAUACCUGUCUUCUUGAAAGAAGUUGGGAAACUAUCAUCACUAGAGGCCUUCUGCUCAGAAAGGAGCUACCUGGGGGAUUCUCAAGGGUAGGGGGCAGGGCUAGAGCUGACCAGGGGUCUGCUAGCUUCUGUGAGCAGUCACGCUCUGACCUUGUCUCAGAUUGGGGUACGGGUCUUUCCUCAGGUUCAGGUGUCAGCUGUUUUGCAGGUCAGCUAAUAUGGAGUAAAAAAUGCAACCCUGCCCCGAAACCUGCAUUCUGGACUAAGAGUCUCAAACACCCCUUACGGCAAAGAAAGGGCCCUAGUCUCCUCCUCCACUUCCCACCAAGAGAAAACCACCCCUCCGUCCCUCCAGACCUGUGGGUCCCCGUGACCACCUGAGACGCACAUUCAUGAUUGCACCCUACCCCAGCUGCCUCUUCCUCCUUCUCCCUCCUUCUCUUCUGCUGCUUUUUCCCCCUGACCAACACAUCUGAGAGCAGCUGGCUUGCAGGCACUUCAAAGGCCAGGGAGUGGCUGGUCUGGGACAAGGGAGGAGCUGCCCACGGGGCUCUGGGUCAGGAGGCCCCUUGUCAGUCCUGUGACUCAGGUGCAGUGCCCUGGAGGCAAUGAGGUCACGUUGCUGUCAUCGUCCCUGCUCACGCUCUUGCUGGUGUGGCCUGUAGGUCCUUUUUCUUUCAGGAAGCCUGCUGGGUCUUGUCUCACCUCCGCUCAGCUCAUUGAGUUCUGCUUUCUUCCUUCCUUAUCUGGCCCUUUGGAGGCAAGCCUGCUGGUUGUGCCUGGCAGGGAGACCCGGCUCGGGGCAGCCCCUCAUGGGCCUUAUCUAUGACACAGCCACAGCAGCCUCCAGCUGGCGCCCUAUAGGGCCUGCCUUUGCCCCUGCUGCUGCUUGGCUCAGGCUCAACAGGCAGAGUGGUCGCAGUCGCUUGGCCCCUGCCUCUCCCAUCCUGGUGACUGUGUUUCCAGCUCACCUCAGUCUUGGCAUGUGAACUGCCUCUCCAGCCAUCUCUGCCACUUGCUCUCUUGGGCCCAGCAGAGGCUUUUGGGCUCUCGUCCCAACCCACAACUCACACAACGCAAUCAAAGUGGUUUCCUCCCUUCACUCCCUUUUAGGGUGUGGUCUCUUACUUAUCCAAAGGGCUUAAUUUAGGAAACUUUUACCCCAGGGGCAAAAGGCUCUUCGGUAGUAGGAUGGAUGGUGGCCUAGGUACAUUUUCCAGGCCCUGGGUUCUCCAUAUUUCAUGGUUUCUGUUGGAUGGAGGCAGCCUUGCUCUGUGUAAAAGACUGUGGGCCUCACCCCCACCCCUCAGCUGGGCACCCUUGGCAGGAAACAGGAGACCCAUUCUCACCCUGACUUACAGCUGUCCUCAGUGUCAGUUCUUUUCCAAGUGAGGGGUGGCCCCUGAGAAGAUUCCUCUGGCCCUCCCAGAGAGUGAACAGGAGGAAGCUGGGGGGUGAGGGGGUACCCCUGCAGAGAGCCUGGGUAGAACUCUUGAAUAGCCUUUGUAAAGGAAGAGCAGGGCUCACAAAUUCCACUUCACUCUUCCCUCCCACAAGCCCUUCUUCCCGAGGACUCUUGGUCCCCCACGGCAGCCUCUGGCCCCUGCUCCUCUCUCGUGUCGUUGGGUCCUCAGCCCAGGGUAAGCUGCAGUCAGGCAGGACAGGACAGGCAGCCGGAGGUCAGCAAGCUCUGAGCAGAAAAGAGCCAGCCAGCCCCCAACCUGUCUCUUGUCCACGCCCUUUGUGAUUUCAGUCUUGGUAGAACUUGUAUUUGGAGUUUUGUGCUUCAAAGUUUUUGUUUUUGUUCGUUUGAUUUUUGUUUUGAGGGGGUGGGGGGGAUUCAGAGCAGCUGAUCAAUUUGUAUUUAUUUAUUUUAACAUUUUACUAAAUAAAGCCAAAUAAAGUCUCUCA